This is a messenger RNA of Arachis ipaensis, 5029 nucleotides long. The record is from RefSeq and is a predicted model, not a curated record. Lineage: Eukaryota; Viridiplantae; Streptophyta; Magnoliopsida; Fabales; Fabaceae.
UCAAUUUUUAAGGUAGCUUUUCUUUAUCUUUUCAUUUUUUGGACUUGGAACCAGCAAAUCUUUCUACCAGUAUUCUUUUAAAAAAGCAUAGAAUUUUAAACAUGAGUAAGCCUCCUUCUCAAUACCUUUCCUGUUCUUCAUGUUAUCUGGGAUGCACUCAACUUUGGUUCUGUUUCCGUUUUGAGUUAUUGCGUCUCUUCCUACAUGGUUUAGCUUGUAAUAUCUUGUCGAGUUUAUUAUCGUAUGGUACUUUCCCUUAACAUAAUUGCGAUAAACUGUUACUGGUUCAACUGACAUACACCUUAUUUUUUAUUUGGGGUUUUUAUUUCUAUGUACUUUUUUACUAAGUAUCUAUUUGUCUGUGCUAUUUCAUUUACUAAGACAUUGAUAAGAGCUGGAUUACAAAGCCACGAGGUAGUACAGAAUAUAGGGAUGGACUCAAUAUAUUCCUCGACUUCGCAUUUGCCAAUGCAUCAUCCGAUGGGAUGAUACAUUGUCCAUGCCCUAUGUGUGGGUUCUGGUUUUUCCAGACUAGAGAAGAUGCAUACGAUCAUCUUCUGAUGAAACCAUUUCCCCCCAACUAUACCUUUUGGUUACAUCACGGUGAGAGGAUAAUAGACGAGAGACCCAGCGGUAGGGAAGAACUAGAUCCCACUAUAAAUUCAGGAGAUCAAAUGCGUGACAUGAUCCACGACGCAUUCAAUUUGCGGGGACUGCAGAGCGAGGAUGACGAUUCCAUGCAUGGGCAUGCUGGAUACGUUGCGGAUGGGUUGCCGUACUUAUCUGAUGAACCUAGUCACGAGGCUCGUGCCUUUCAAGACUUGCUUAAUGACGGCGAGCAGGAAUUAUAUCCGGGAUGUUCAAGAUUCUCGAAGCUGUCUUUCCUGGUUAGGCUGUACCAUAUAAAGUGCAUGUGCGGAGUGAGCAACAAGGCUUUUGGAUUGAUUCUAGAGCUAUUGGGGGAUGCCUUUGAGCAUGCACAGAUUCCGAAGACCUUGCACGAUGCCAAGAGGAUCAUAAGGAGGCUGGGUAUAGAGUACAAGAAGAUAGAUGCAUGUCCGAAUGAUUGCAUGCUAUACCAGGGUCCCGACCACGACCUGUCUAGAUGCAAACGGUGUGGAGCAUCCAGAUGGAAGCAGAAGACCAGGAAGAAUUCAAUAGUAAGGAUCAACGCUGUUGUCAAGAAGAAUGGUAAACCUCAGGCGGCGAAAGUUCUUCGUUAUUUUCCUCUGAUUCCACGGUUGCAGCGGUUAUUCAUGUCCAGCAAGACUGCUGUGGACAUGUUGUGGCACAAGAGAGGCACCAACUCUGACGGUUUCUUGAGGCAUCCCAGAGAUGGCGAGGGUUGGAAAGCAUUUGACAUGAGAUAUACUGACUUUUCGGGCGAUCCGCGCAGUGUUCGCUUAGCCUUGGCCAGUGAUGGCUUCAAUUCUUAUGGAAACCUCAGUUCAAAGUACUCAAUAUGGCCAGUGAUUCUAAUCCCAUACAACUUACCCCCUGGAUUUGCAUGAAACAAACCAACUUCAUACUCUCUAUGAUUAUUCCCGGUCCUAAAAUGCCUGGCAAUGACAUAGAUGUAUACCUGCAGCCCCUGAUCGAUGAGUUGAAGCAGUUGUGGGCCGGUGUUGAUACCUACGACGCCAGUGAGAAGAAAACAUUCAAGAUGCGUGUUGCGUUGAUGUGGACUAUCAGCGAUUUUCCUGGCUUGGGCAAUUUGUCUGGUUGGAAUACGUACGGCGGGAGAGCCUGCCCCACGUGUAACUUGGACGCCGAGACUAUGCGACUCACUUUCAAUUAAAAAUGGUGUUAUAUGGGUCAUCGACGCUUCUUGAAUCGCGAUCACAGAUAUAGAAGAGACCGGAUUAGAUUUGAUGGUAAAGUAGAGGAUAGAUCCCCACCUACCAAAUUGACUAGCAGGGAUGUCCUGAGACAAUUGGAGGGUGUGCCCGUCUCACAGGGCAAGGUGUAUGCGGUGGACAGUAAAAGAAGACGUGGCCAACAGACCGUGGUGCAAGACGAGUCACCUUGGAAGAAGAGGAGUGUAUUCUUUGAGUUGCCUUACUGUGAGUACAACGAAUUACGUCACAACCUUGACGUCAUGCACAUCGAGAAGAAUGUGUGCGAUAACAUUGUAUUCACCAUGUUGAACGAGAGCGGUAAAUCCAAAGACCACCUGAAAGCUCGUAAAGAUCUCUAGAUGAUGGGAAUCAGGCAUGAUAUGUGGCCACUUGAAGGUGGAAAGUAUCCCGCUGCAGUCUUUACCAUGUCGAACUCAUAGAAGGAUGUAUUUCUUAGGACCAUCAAGAAUGUGGUUUUUCCAGACGGGUACUCUAGCAACAUCUCUCGCUGUGUUGACUUAAAACAGCGCAAGUUAUUUGGUUUGAAGAGUCAUGACUGCCAUGUUCUAAUGGAACAUCUAUUGCCAAUUGCGUCAAAACACGUAUUGCCGACCCCAGUGUUCGCCGUCUUGGCCGAUUUAUCAGCCUUUUUCUGACUAAUAUGCAGUAAAUCCAUAGAUCCUCAACAACUUCCUCUCCUUCAGGAUCGUGUGGUCCAUACUCUGUGCCACAUGGAGAUGAUAUUUCCACCUUCCUUCUUUACAGUCAUGGUUCAUCUAACGGUGCAUUUGGUCGAGGAGGUACGUCUCGGUGGCCCAGUGCACUACCGGUGGAUGUACCCAAUCGAGAGGUAAAGAUCCACUUAAGAUUUCUCGGCCUGUUUUAUUAGGAUAGCUAUCACCUAUUAAUUUAUAUGUUACAUUCUCGAAGGUACCUAUGUCGUCUCAAGCAGUACGUGCGUAACAGGGCACAACCAGAAGGAUCGAUAGCAGAGGGCUACCUAUCCGAGGAGAUUCUCACAUUCUGUUCAAGAUACCUAGAUAACGUCGAGACUAGGAUCAACCGACCAACGCGCGUUGACAACCGGCCGAGCGAUGCCUGGCCGAGUGAGAUUGCCAACUUGUUCCCAGAGGUUGGAAAGGCGGUCGGGGCAGCCUCAUUUUUCAAACUAACACCCACCGAAAAGCUUCAAGCACAUCGUCAUGUACUGGUCAACUGUAUUGCUAUAGAGAAAUUAUUGGAGUACGUGCAGAGCCUGAGUUCUAAAUUUAUCCCGUGAGCCAAUUCGGUAUAGAUAGUACUGAACUUGAAAUACCUUUUUGUGUGCACAGUGAGUUCAGAGCCAUCACAUAGAGAAAAUUGCGAAGUAAAACAAGGUCCCAGUCUCACGUAGAUAAUGUUGUGCACAGAGAAUUUUUGAACUGGCUCAGGCAUACGGUAAUCUUAAUAUCUCCUGGAUCCUACUACCAUGUUAUGCUUUCUUGCCUCUAAUUGUUCAAUGCCAGGUCACAUUUGGAAGCGCCAAUCAUUCGAACGAGUUGCAAUGGCUUGCUUGCGGUUCGAAUGCUCAGGCCAAACGCUAUGAGGCGUACAACAUCAAUGGAUUUAAAUUUAGGACCAUGUCGAGGGAGGAAGGAAUGAAAACACAGAACAGCGGGGUUUAUGUCACUUCGGAUACUAGAAGUUAUGCAAGUAAACGGGAUGCCAAUGUUGCUGUUGGCGGUGUCUCGUAUUACGGGAGAUUAGUAGACAUCAUCGAGCUAAAUUACAGUGGUCAAUUCAAUGUAGUCUUGUUCAAGUGUCUUUGGGCGGAUACCACGUCGGGGAGAGGUAUCCGACAGGAUGUUUUCGGCCACACCUGUGUCAAUUUUGUGACACCGAUUCACACCGGUGAUCGAGAAGACGAUGAGCCAUACAUCUUGGCAACUGAGGCGCGUCUUGUAUUCUACGUGGAGGAUGAGGUGGAGAGCGGAUGGAGUGUAGUAGUCCAUGUGAAACCAAGGGAUUUGUUUGACAUGGGCGAGGACUAUGAACAUUGCGAGGUCGACCUUCAUCCACAACCCUGUAUGACUAGCUUGCCUGAAUUUGAUGUCGAAGGCCUGCGGUUGACAAGAGAUGGUGAUUUAGAGGAAUCCAUUACCGACGGGGUUGAAGACUGUGAUGAGGCAGCCGAUUCCUAAGAGAUUGGAUUGUAUUUAAUGGAUUCUAUGUUUGUCAUAUCGUUGGACAAUAGGUCGAAUUGAUUGAGACUUCUUAGAUUUUUUAAAACUUAUCCUCUCAUGUAAACUUAUGCUGUCCUUGGACGGUCUUUCUAUCUCUGUUGACUUUCAGGGAAAUUGGAGAGCAGAGAAGAUGAUAGAUGCGUCUCCUUUUUCUCUUCGUUGGAGGUUGCAACCUCGUUUGCAAGGCAGCUGUGGUUCAGAGAGUCCCCUAUACAAUCAUGGUUGGAUGCCUUCUCUGGACAAAGUCACCUCUUUCGAGCCAUUCGUUAUGCCCCAGGAUCAAUGAUGAGGGAAUUGCUUCAUUGGGACCGACAGUACCGAGCCAAAUAUGGGUUUGAGUUUAUAACAAGUACGGACUCGUGGGAGUCGCAGAAAAUACUUGAUGAGGUGAAGGUACGCUAUGAAAAUACUCUUGUUGUUGAACUGGAUAUUGCAGCACGAGAGGAAUUCAAACUCAUAGAACAUGGACUUGAACGACUAUGGGAACGAUUAUCUCGAUCCCAGGUUUAGGAGGCACCCGAAGAAACGGGGGAGGUGGUACCGGAUUCAGUGGAGAAAGAGGCUGUUGUCUCCUCCGAAAGCUCUAAAGAGGCUGAUUCUGCUGGACAAAAGGCCUCGAUGCUAUCAUAUAACCUCAAUAAAAUGCCGGACGAGAAUGAAUAUCCAUAUGGUGGAAUGUCCCCUGAUAAGAAGAAUGCGUGGCACCUAGCUAUGUGGGCGACACGAUACCUGAACCCUUGAAGAUAUUGCAAUAGUUCUAAAAAUUUGGGGUUGGAUUUAUAGGCUGCCCAAGACUUCUGUGUUGAAGUUGUCGUGACUUAAUGGAACUCUUUAAAUUGCUUAUAGGGAUUGUUAGUAUGCUGCAUGUUGAAUGCCCUUGGUCUACUGUUUUACCCAUUUAUGCAGUUCUUUAACUUGACUGUUUCAAGUUGUUGAUUAAUAUAAAUUUUUUGGACAAUUAGUGACCUA